Cooperia oncophora is the source of this 993-nucleotide messenger RNA. The record is from the annotation of a GenBank genome assembly. NCBI's taxonomy places the organism in Eukaryota, Metazoa, Nematoda, Chromadorea, Rhabditida, Trichostrongylidae.
AUGUUUCAGAGCCUUGUUGGGAAACGAGAACGAGUGGAUUUCGCCAAUACUGUCAUCAAGUAUGACCGAAGAUUCAAGACCUCAAAACUUGACAUGCUUCUCACCGCUAAACAUCUUACGUUAAUUGGACGCGAGAAGUCGAAGAACAAAGCUGAUAAGGGUCAGCUGAUUGAGGUUGUAAAGAGGCAGAUCGAUAUCGGCCACAUACUCUCGAUAGGUCUUUCACCCUACCAGGACGACUUUGUCAUCAUUAAUGUGCGCGAUAACUAUACCUCGUUGAUAGAGACGCCAUUCAAGACGGAGUUUAUCACCUCGUUGAGCAAACACUUCAAAGAGCGAACUCGUGGUGGAAUACUCCAGUUGGAAUUCGCCACCAGCCAUACAAUCGUUUUGAAGAAGACCCGAUUUGGUGGCGGUACAAGGACCGUUCAGUUCCAUUUGUCUGGUAGUAGCGCUCAAUGCGAACUGAAGCCGACCGGCAAAGUACUGAACGACCAUCCAUGGAAAGGCCGAGCACCGGCUAUCAACGGACGAGUUGAUCGCCUUCGAACGUCAACACGAAAAACGAAUCGGACGGCUCCUCCUGUCCAGGCUGUUCAGCAGAUGAACCUUUCCCACGGAAUAACGAACGAACUUCCUGCGUCAGUAGUUGAUCGACGACCAUCGGCGCAAAGCGGCCAAAGUCAAGUUUCCAACGGAAACCCAACUCGUUACGGCGGCGUUCCGACAGCCUUCGUUCCGAAUGCCCAAGUGGAGCUCAGAGCGACUGACAUCCGGCCAGCUCCAAGACCCAACAAACCAAAGCCACCUGCAAAACCUCGCCUGUAUCCGGUAGUCACAGCCAUGUACGACUACGAUGCUCAGGACACGGACGAGUUGUCGUUUUCUGCUAAUGACGAAAUUGAGCUCAUGCAAAAACAUGAGUCCGGAUGGUGGCAAGGAAAAAUCGGCACCAAAAUUGGGCUGUUUCCAGCCAAUUAUGUACAGGAAUAG